AACAGAACGGUAUCAGUAUUCAACCGACGGUAGAAACACGAUAACGGUAACGAUACACUUAUCGAUAAAAAAAUAAAAAUCAAACGAAAUAAUGGCCGCCAAGGUAUGUAUAGUCACAUUUAUAGUGCCGUUUCGGUGUUUUCCUCGAUAACAGCAAUUUUGAAUUUUAUUUUACGAACAAUUGAAUUUUUUUUUUAUAAAAUUGCGUUGAACAAUUUUUCAGAUGAUCAUUUUCGCCGCCUGCGUGGCCACCACUCUCGCCCAAUACGCCGCCCCUGCUUACCCGGCGCCCGCUUACUCGGCACCAAAGGCCUACGCCCCGGAGCCCGCAUACGCCCCGGCCCCGUACAGCUUCGAAUACAGCGUAAACGACCCGGCCACCUACGAUAUCCACAGCCAGUCCGAAUCCAGCGACGGUAACGGUUACGUCAAGGGAACCUACAGCCUGGUCGAACCCGACGGUUCCACCCGCGUCGUCGAAUACACCGCCGACGACCACAGCGGUUUCAACGCCGAAGUCAAGAAAAUCGAAGGAUCCGGAUACAAGGCCUCGUACAGCACCCCGGCCCCAGCCUACAAAGCCGCCCCGGCCUACAAACCAGCCUACCCAGCACCAGCAGCUUACCCAGCCCCAGAAGCCGCCUACCCGGCACCAGAAGCUUACCCAGCUCCAGCUUACAAACCAUCUUACAAACCAGCUUCCUACGCGGCGCCUUCAUACUCCGCCCCGGCUUACAAACCAGCCCCAUACAAGGCAUACUAAUGAGUGCCAUUCAAAAACCCCUUUCGACUUCUACAUCUGUUCUUGAGCUUUUCGUUGUACAUAAGUGCUCGUCUGUCCUAUUAUUUUUGUUUAAAAACAUGU
Molecule: messenger RNA, 865 nt
Organism: Cinara cedri
Lineage: Eukaryota; Metazoa; Arthropoda; Insecta; Hemiptera; Aphididae
Source: the annotation of a GenBank genome assembly